AUGGUGGAGGAUAGGGGCAGCAGCUUAUUGGCAGCUGGUGUGGAAGAAGCUUGGAUACGACCUUCGCGGGCCUGGUAUGGAUCUGAAGACGAAGAGACACUUGUCAAAAGAAAGAUUGAUUAUUCUCGAUAUAAAAGAAGAAAGAAAUUUUUCGUUUGUUCCUCCUCGAAAUUGAAUGAUACUUUAGACAAGAACGCAUAUUUAGCCAUAGAAAUGGUGCUGGUGUUCUUGUAUUGUAUUAAGUCUGUUGUGAUUAAGGAUAAGAUAAUGGCCGUUAUACUAUGCUAUAGUGAUUUAAUAUUAAAAGGAGAUCUUAUUCUAAAAUUAGAGGAAUUAUUGUCCAAAUCAGCAAAUAGGGAAAUGGUCAUAGCGGCAGAUUUGAAAGGCUUUGGAAGUCAUAAGGAUUUGAUAUUCCCAUACUUAAGAACGGGCCUUAAUUAUUCACAACUAUCUUAUAGUAGCAGAAUAAGCAAAAGUUGCAUUGCUACUAACAUUCCAGAGGUAUGUGAUGCUAUAUGGAAAACUUUAAAAGAUAUUCAUAUGCCAAUUCCAACUAGAGAACAUUGGGAGAAGAUUGCCCAAGAAUAUUUUGAAAAACAUGGAUUUCCAAACUGCCUUGGCUCAUUGGAUGGUAAGCACAUAAGAAUAAAAAGUCCUGCAAAAUCUGGAACCCUUUUUUAUAAUUAUAAAGCUUUCAAAUCUAUAGUGUUACUUGGUUUAGCAGAUAGUAAUUGCAAAUUUAUAUAUAUAGAUGUAGGAUCUUAUGGGAAACAAAGUGAUGGUGGCACUUUCAGAAAUAGUAGUUUAUAUCAAACUAACCUUCCCAAUAAAAAAUUAUCUAAUGAAACCUUAUCCUACGAAGAAUACCAGCCCAGAAGAAAAAAAUAUUAUAAUUAUAAAUUAAGUAGUGCUAGAAUGUGCAUUGAAUGCACAUUUGGCAUAGCUACUGCUAAAUUUGCCCUACUUUCUAAAGCUAUAGAGUGUUCAGUUGAAAAUGCUGAUAAAAUUAUAUCUACAAUUACACUUUUACAUAAUAUUAUUAUUGAUUAUGAUAAAAAAGAAUAUACACCUAAUAUUUUACCUAUUACCGAAAAUUUAGGGAUCAGUAGAUCUUUAAAUGCUUCAAGUUCUAAUUCAAGAGAAAUUAGAGAAUUAUUUAAAGACUAUUUUAAUUCUUAA
Molecule: messenger RNA, 1179 nt
Organism: Gordionus sp. m RMFG-2023
Lineage: Eukaryota; Metazoa; Nematomorpha; Gordioida; Chordodea; Parachordodidae
Exons: 5
Coding region: 1-1179 (392 amino acids)
Source: RefSeq, a predicted model, not a curated record